UCGUAGUCCUCCAUCUUCACCCACUCUCAUCGUUGGCAUCGUGCUCUCCAUGACCAUGGCGGAUCUCCGGGGACUGCUCUCCAUGGACGGAUCUGACCUCCUCCCGGCGGCCCUCGCCGCCCUCGCUGUCAUCCUCGCGCUUUACUUCCGCUUCCGCACUCGGAUACCCCCGGGGCCCCGGCCGUGGCCGGUCGUCGGCAACCUCUACCACAUCAAGCCCGUCCGCUUCCGCUGCUUCGCCGAGUGGGCGCAGACGUAUGGACCCAUCAUGUCCGUCUGGUUCGGCACCUCUCUCACCGUUGUCGUCUCCAGCUCCGAGCUCGCCCGCGAGGUGCUUAAGGACAAGGACCAGCAGCUCGCGGAUCGCCCACGCACCCGAUCGGCUGCCCGAUUCAGCCGAAACGGGGCAGAUCUAAUCUGGGCGGACUACGGUCCCCACUAUGUCAAGGUCCGCAAGGUCUGCAACCUCGAGCUGUUUUCCCCUAAGCGCCUCGAGGCCCUCCGACCCAUCCGCGAAGACGAGGUCACCUCCAUGGUCGAGUCCAUCUUCCACGUUUGCACGCAGGAAGACAAGAUUGGUCAGAGUCUGGUGCUUAAGGAGCAUCUGCAAGCUGUGGCAUUCAACAACAUUACACGUCUUGCUUUUGGGAAGCGAUUUGUGAAACCAGAUGGUACUAUUGAUGAGCAAGGGGUUGAGUUCAAGACAAUUGUUUCCAACGGCCACAAAUUUGGAGCCUCACUCUCACUUGCAGAGCAUGUGUCAUGGUUAAGAUGGAUGUUCCCACUUGACGAAGAGGCCUACGAGAAGCACAAUGCUCGAAGGGAUAACUUGACUAAAAUCAUCAUGGAAGAGCACACCCAAGCACGCUACAAGAGCGGAGUUAAGGAUCACUUUGUGGAUGCACUUCUCACACUGAAAGACCAAUAUGAUCUUAGCGAGAACACCAUUAUGGGCCUUCUCUGGGACAUGAUUACAGCAGGAAUGGACACAACUGUUAUAUCAGUUGAAUGGGCUAUGUCUGAGAUCGUGAGGAACCCAAGAAUUCAAGAUAAAAUCCAGGAUGAAUUGGAUCGCGUCAUAGGACUCGAACGCGUCAUAAAUGAAACAGACUUCACAAACCUCCCCUAUCUGCAAUGCACUGUAAAAGAAUCCUUCAGGCUCCAUCCUCCGACUCCUCUCAUGCUUCCCCACAAGGCCAGUGCCAAGGUCAAAAUUGGCAGCUAUGACAUUCCCAAAGGCACCAAUGUUCUUGUCAAUGUCUGGGCAAUUGCGCGCGAUCCUAAGGUUUGGAAAAACCCUCUAGAGUUCCGCCCUGAGCGGUUUCUCGAGGAGGAUAUCGACAUCAAGGGUCAUGAUAUGCGAGUGCUACCGUUUGGAGCUGGUCGCCGUGUUUGCCCUGGAGCCCAGCUGGGCAUUAAUUUGGUCACUUCGAUGUUGGCACAUCUCUUGCACCACUUCAAAUGGACACUCGAAGAAGGUGUUAAACCAGAGGAUGUCGACAUGAGGGAGACUCCAGGCAUGGUCACCUUCAUGCAGACUCCAUUGCGGGCUGUUGCAAUGCCAAGGUUGCCAUCCCAUCUAUACGCGCGUGUUCCUGCAGAAAUUUAAACCACUUCAUCAUUUGGUAAGUUUCUACACUUCCCUUUAUGUUGUGUUUGGUGAGAUAACUAAAACAAUAUGAUCACCUAUGUUAUUAGGUCUUAAUUAUGCUAUAAUCUGCGUUGUUACAGACUUACAGUUAUAUUUGGUUGUUAUUCUAAUUUUUUAAAUUUUUUUAAAGAUUUUGUAGCUUUUUUAAUAUUGAAAUGAAAUAAGUUAUUUAUUUUAUUUUA
Messenger RNA from Zingiber officinale, 1833 nucleotides. RefSeq names its product p-coumarate 3-hydroxylase-like. Gene Ontology annotation, molecular function: heme binding; iron ion binding; oxidoreductase activity, acting on paired donors, with incorporation or reduction of molecular oxygen. The transcript has 3 exons. The record is from RefSeq and is a predicted model, not a curated record. The coding region runs from base 50 to 1609 and encodes 519 amino acids. NCBI's taxonomy places the organism in Eukaryota, Viridiplantae, Streptophyta, Magnoliopsida, Zingiberales, Zingiberaceae.